CCAGCCAGCCAGCCAGCUCCCGCACCCAAUGGAUUGAUUCGUUUCUUCAGAAAAAUUUAAAAAAAACCACCAGCCGGCCGGCGUCGACGCUCGCUUUUUUUUUGAAGAAAGGAGAUAGAUCCUGCUCCUGCAUAUUUCUGAUCUUAACCAAUACUUCUGAAAUCUUCCUAUAAAUCUAAUCUUCUAAAAAUAAUUAAUGUAUUGGAAGUGCGAAAUGUCUCAGAUUCAGGUUCAUUCCUCAUCUUCCAGUCUGUCGCAACCUCUUAUGGGUAAUCCUGUUGGCCAGGGUAUUCCUACCGGCCUUGGUCCUUUGGCAUCAGAAAAUGCAAGUAGACCCAUUCAAAGCUCAGCUUUAUCCUCUGCAUCUGCCACUUCCACCACCGCAGCUGCAGUUCCUUCAAACAUGGCAAACCCCAAAGAGAAAACCCCUAUGUGUCUUGUGAAUGAGUUAGCCCGUUUCAACAAGAUUCAACCAGAGUACAAACUUUUAAAUGAACUUGGUCCAGCUCAUGCUAAGGAACUUGAAGCUCUUGACCAUCACCACUUCGGCACCAUUGAUACUGACUGGGGCGUGUACUCCACACCGCUUCCUGAAGUCGAUGACCGGCUCCUUCGUUAUGCUGACAUUGAGGGAGAGGUUUUUACAGUGCAGCUGACUCUUGGUGACCAGCAAUGGGAAGCUGAAGGAAGCAGCAUUAAAAAGGCUCAGCAUGCAGCAGCCGCAAAGGCCUUGGUGGAAACCAGUCUCCCGAAACCACCGCCUCGUCCCCCACGUAAUGAUUCAAAAAAUCCUGACAGUGUUACUCCGACAGUAGAGCUGAACGCUUUGUGUAUGAAAAUGGGAAAGAAACCGACCUACAGACCAAUUGAUCCAUAUCCUGGAUUAAGGCCGAGCUACAACAUUCUGAGAAAUAAUGCUUACCAUCAAAGAUACUUUUACCCUUUCCCUCCUGUCGGACCAGUCACUUACCAAGUUGAACUAGUAAUCGGAAACCAGCAGUUCCAGGGAAAAGGAAGAUCCAGGCAGGCUGCUAAACAUGAUGCAGCUGCCAAAGCACUCAAAGCUCUGCAAAAUGAAAUCCUGCCAUCCAAGUUACCAACUAUUAAUGGCAAAGAAAAUGAUGAUGAUGAUCUCAAUAAGUCUGAAAUAAGCCAAGUGUUUGAGAUUGCAUUGAAAAGAAAUAUGCCUGUGAACUUUGAAGUAAUAAAAGAAAGUGGUCCUCCUCACAUGAAAAGUUUUGUGACUAAAGUAAUGGUUGGAGAAUUCUCUGCAGAAGGAGAAGGGAAGAGUAAGAAAAUAUCCAAGAAAGCUGCUGCUGUAGCCGUUUUGGAGGAAUUGAAGAAACUGCCACAACUCCCCACAGUAGAGAAAGUGAAACCACGCAUAAAAAAGAAAACUAAAUCAAUAGUAAAGCUACAGACCAGUCCAGAGUAUGGGCAAGGAAUGAAUCCAAUCAGCCGUCUAGCUCAAAUUCAGCAAGCAAAAAAAGAAAAGGAGCCUGAAUAUACAUUAAUGGUAGAACGAGGCCUUCCUCGCCUCAGAGAGUUUGUUAUGCGGGUAAAAGUCGGCGGUCAAUUAGCAGAGGGAAUGGGCCCAAAUAAGAAGGUUGCUAAACGAAAUGCAGCUGAGAAAAUGCUGGAGCUUUUAGGUUUUAAAGUUCCUCAGACUCAGCCACCUAAACCAGCUCUGAAAACCGAUGAAAAGAAUUUCUCGUAUCCUUUUCAGCCAACUUUGAAAGAACCUGUCAAAGGAAGAAAAGUAACCUUUUUUGAACCCAAUUCCUCUAUGGAAGAUACAGCAGCAGGUAAAGAUGGGAGUAUGCGCCUGGAAGAUGAGUUUCGAAUGCCUUAUCCCAGCCACCAGCAACUGCCUGCUGGAAUCCUACCCAUGGUUCCUGAAGUAGCACAGGCUGUUGGAGUCAAUCAGGGGCAUCAUACCAAAGAUUUCAACAGGCCUGCGGUGAAUCCGGCAAUGGCCACAAUUACUGCAAUGAUUGCAAGAGAACUGCUGUAUGGUGGGACAUCCUUAACUGCUGAAACUGUAUUGAAAAAUAACCCUGCAGCCCGCAAGCCACAAAACACCCUAACCAGACCUUCAGAACAGUUGGAAUUUCUAGCUAAUGUUCAAGCAUUGCAGGUUGAAUAUAAAGACUUUCCAAAAAACAACAAAAACGAGUAUGUGUCAUUGAUAAAUUGUUCAUCCCAACCUCCUCUGAUCAGUCAUGGAAUUGGAAAAGAUGUUGAGUCUUGUCAUGACAUGGCUGCUCUUAAUAUCUUAAAAUUGUUGUCUGAGCUGGACCAACAAAAUGUAGAAAUAUCAAGAACAGGAAAUGGACCAAUUGCUGUAUGCGUGAAACAAGAAAUUGAUGGAGACACUCUCAUCAAACCGGCUAACUCAAACACUUUAGGACAAACACUGGAUGUCACUGACUGAAAGCCCUUUCUUUGACCCAAAGCAAGCACCAGAGAAAAUUGGAUGCUUCCUGUCCUGUGACAUUGUAACUUCCGGUUUAGACAACUACAGUUUGAAUCUUGCUGUAGUAUCUAAAUCAUUAAGUUGCUUAACUUUUUAAAAGUAUUCAUUUCAACAUUAAUUCAAUUUUUUUUGAUGAAGGAAAUUUAUUCCUAAUUUUUCAUUGGAACUUUGAAUUUCUGUUGAUGCUUCUCCAAACGUACAUUACAUGACGAUUGAAAGGUUGCUUAACAAAAUUGGGGUCAUAUCCAACUUAUGUAGUUUAUUAUUUGGUAUGUGUUUGAAUUGGCCAUUAGAAACAAACUGUUUUGGUGUAACAAAACCUGGUGCUAGUUUAAAAAAAAGAGGAGUGCCUCCGUUUUCUUUGUUAUCCAAACGAGAGAAAAUGAAACUCCAAAUUUACUGAGUAGAUUAUGAGGACUGUUUCUUGUUAUUUUAUUUUUCAUUCAGUGGAAAAUGAUAUCAAGUUAAGUGUUCAGUCUUCUAGAUUAAGUUUGUUUUUUCUUAAUCUAAAAGAUUUUUUUUUAUUUACUUUGAUAACACUGAAGGAAUUUUUGUUUUUAUAUUAAACUUUGUUCAACAAAAAAUAAUUUUCAAUAGUGCAAAGGAAUUACAUUGUUGGAUAUGAUCUUUUACCUGGCUGAUACCAGGACUUGCAGAUUACUGUACAUCUUGGUGCAGGGUAAAUUGUAAGAUGUUGUGUUGUACUUUAAUGCUUUGAUGUUCCAUGUGAUGUACACAAAGUGUGUACAGUAAACAUUUUGCUUAUUGUCCAAGUAAAGCACGAAACUCCGUCAAAAUUGUUACUUUUGGACUUAUUUCCCUCCCCAUGUACUGUACCUAUGGAAUGGAGAAGUAAAAAUUGGUGUUUGUGCAAAAGUACUGGUGGCUUUUAUUAGCAUAACACAUUUUACUAAUGUGAAGCUGAGUUAAAGGAGUUCACAGUCAAAUUUAAAACUUUUGUUUUGCAGUUUUAAGUAUUUGAAGGAAAAUUUAUUUAUUUUCCAUUUCACCCACUUGACAUUUGUGUGAAUCUUUUUCUAAAAUAAGCUAUAUGAGUUAAUUCUGUAUCAUAAUCCCCUUCUUUGCAAGUGUAGAAGGAAAACUGCUAGCUAGUUAAGUUACUGGAAAAUACUGUGAAAUAUCCCGAUCCUUUAGUUGCAAGAAAUACGUGACUCCUUUAAAUCAUGCUGCACUGGCUUUUCUCCAUUAUGCGUGGUAGAAUAGCUAACCUUAUAUAAGGGUAUUAUUUUUAACAUGACAGCAUCAAUCUGAAGAAUAACACUUUUCUUCAAAGUUGAACCUGAAUAACCUUUGAAAUCAAACAACAGGUGAUCAGACUUUUAAAGUGGGUUAGAAGCUCUAAAGAUGACUCUGCAACUGUGGAGCGUUUACUAUAUUAAAAGUUAAUUCAACUAAAACUUAAUUGUUCAAAACCUGUUUUGAUUCAUAUGUUGGUAUAGAGAGGUAAAGCAUUUUUGAGUUUGACACCAAAUAGAAUUAGCUAAUAAGCACUAAUUAAUUUUGGUUUUGACAUUUGUGGUUAAAAGUUUGAAACAACUGCAUGAUUUUACCCCAGCAUCCUCCAACAAACCACUUUUGCAAAACCACUAUUUAAAUAUUUGGGGAAUAAAAGAGAUAAGAUGGUAAGAGAAACAAGAUGAAAAAUUCAUUUUGUGUAUUUGUAAUUUCUCCUCACCUACUGGACAGUGUUACUAUGCUUUGGUUGGAUCUUGUUUGAUAUUUUCAGCUGAAACUGCAUAUUUUGUUUCAUAUAUAAGAUCUGUAUAGCUGUGUUGUCCUAAUUUGACUUCACUGCAAUACAGUGUAUGCUAUAUUUUCAAAAACUGACGGUAAUCAAUACGGUAAUCAAUUUGUAUUUGUACUUAAGACAAAUGCUGCUGCUCUGAAUGCAUAGCUGUGUGACGACAAGACUAAAUGGACCGUUAAACAAAAGAAAAAGCAAAGCUCACUUAAACCCACCUUGGUGUAUGUAGAUGACAGGAUAUCAGCGAACAUCAAAUCAGAAGAUUGAGAUGUGCCUACAAAACUAAUGCAAAGAUUGUAGGUUUGAAUAUGAUUACAGUAAAUUUAUUGUCAAAACUGUUUGAGCAAAGUUUACAACACUUUGUGACAGACAAUUAAUGUAUUUUCAUCUUCACAAAAUAAUUGCUUCUGAUAGAGUGAUUUUUCAUGCAGGCAAACACACAGCAGAUAUUUAUGCAUAGGAAUAUCCCAUGGCCAUGAGAUUAAUGACCUGUUCAUAUAGUUUGGUAGAGACACAAUGCUGACAAUAACAUAUCCAAAGACUCUUGCCUCUGGCUCCAGCCAAAGUCUGAUGCAGUGGAAAAUUCACUUUUAUAUUCCCUGUAGCCAGCACUCGCUGGGUGGUUUUCUUUUCUCAAAAACAACCCCUCAAAAGUACGAUCAAAACUGAAUCUUGGAACGUGGUGGCUAGCUACUUCCUGUGUUGUCAUUAACGUUCCAUGAUAUAUUUAAGCUGCUUGGCAAUAGGAUAUCGCUGAAAAAAAGCAAGUUGCAUGAAGUACGUUGACAAGCUGGAAAGUUGUAUCCUCCUUUCCCCAUAGUUUUAAAUGCUCUUUGAAAUUUAUAUACACAAACAUGAAUCUAUCUUUUGCGGCCUUCGCUGAAUGUGUUCUACAAAUAGGGUUUGAAUUUUUUCAGUUUGGGAGUGUAUCUUUAGUUAUUUCAAUGUUGGUAAAGUCUGGUCAUUAAAUUUUGGGCAAAUGCAUCAACCUUUUAA
Molecule: messenger RNA, 5237 nt
Organism: Amblyraja radiata (thorny skate)
Lineage: Eukaryota; Metazoa; Chordata; Chondrichthyes; Rajiformes; Rajidae
Gene: stau1
Product: staufen double-stranded RNA binding protein 1
Exons: 16
Coding region: 197-2434 (745 amino acids)
Biological process (GO): germ cell development; protein localization to synapse; intracellular mRNA localization
Cellular component (GO): cytoplasmic stress granule; neuron projection; plasma membrane
Molecular function (GO): mRNA binding; double-stranded RNA binding
Source: RefSeq, a predicted model, not a curated record